Molecule: messenger RNA, 2244 nt
Organism: Cuscuta europaea
Lineage: Eukaryota; Viridiplantae; Streptophyta; Magnoliopsida; Solanales; Convolvulaceae
Source: the annotation of a GenBank genome assembly
CCAGUUUCUCAUCAAACUUGGAAACCAAUUAAGAACCUUCUACGGCGAUGGCACCUUCACUUCUUGGACCACCAGAGCUCGGAAACGCCGCCCCACCGUCACCGCCUAAAACCCAACCUGCACCAUCAUCGGCGGCAGGCGAUCCUUUCGUAGAUCUCAUGGUCUCCGAUUUCAACAAAAUCGGCAUGCGGCAUUCCCCGCCAAUGGGCUUCACUGAGAACAUGUCGGCGACCUACCUCUCCUCCGGCAACCCUUGCCUCGAUUUCUUCUUCCACGUCGUCCCCAACACCCCGCCCGAGUCCCUCCAGCAGCGCCUGCUCUCAGCCUGGUCUCACGAUCCUUUGACCGCCCUCAAACUCAUCUUUAAUCUCAGAGGCGUCCGCGGCACCGGCAAGUCCGAUAAGGAGGGUUUUUACUCGGCGGCGCUCUGGCUUCACGGUCACCACCCCAAAACCCUGGCACGCAACAUCUCUCACUUGGCUGACUUCGGUUACAUCAAGGACAUGCCGGAGAUUCUCUUCCGUCUUCUCGAAGGCGGCAAUGUGAGGUCUAGCCAGAAGGACGAAUGGAGUCGGAGGAAGUCGCAGGCUCGGCGUUCCAAAAUGAAACCGGAGACAGUAAAAAAGAAGUCGGGAGGCGUGAAGAAAAUCAAGUACAUGGUGCCCUCUCUGCCCAAAGCGCAAAGAAAGCUGGAUAUGGCGAAGAAGGUCAUCCAGCGAUACAACACCGACUCAGAUUUCCGAAAUUUAUACGACCGGGUCUCUGAUUUCUUCGGAGAAGCUCUCACGGCCGAUCUGGGUUACUUGAAGUCCGGCGAGAUGAACAAAAUCAGCCUCGCCGCUAAAUGGUGCCCUUCCAUCGACUCUUCCUUCGAUCGGUCCACACUCUUGUGUGAAAGCAUCGCACAGAAAGUGUUCCCCAGAAUGUCUCAUCCAGAAUACGAAGGAGUAGAAGACGCCCAUUAUAUCUACAGAGUUCGUGACCGGUUGAGGAAGGAGGUUCUGGUGCCUCUAAGAAAGGUUCUAGAAUUGCCCGAAGUCUACAUCGGCGCUAACCGUUGGGAUUCCAUCCCCUACAACAGAGUGGCGUCUGUGGCCAUGAAUUUCUACAAGGACAAGUUUCUCAAACACGAUAGUGAGCGGUUCCACAGUUAUUUGGAGUCUGUAAAAUCCGGCGAUGCGAAGAUUGCGGCAGGUGCUCUCUUGCCCCACGAGAUAGUUCAGUCCUUGCGGGAUGAAGCUGACGGAGGGGAAGUAGCAGAGCUACAGUGGAAGAGGAUGGUGGAUGAUCUUCUCCAGAGAGGGAAGCUGAGGAACUGCAUGGCUAUUUGCGAUGUGUCUGGUUCCAUGUCUGGAACUCCAAUGGAGGUUUCCGUUGCUCUAGGCGUUCUGGUUUCAGAGUUGAGCGAGGAACCAUGGAAGGGGAAGGUGAUCACUUUCAGCCAAAAUCCGACCCUCCAGACAAUCUGCGGUGAUUCUCUCCUGGAAAAGACGAAAUUCGUGAGGGAGAUGGAAUGGGGGAUGAACACCAACUUCCAAAAGGUGUUUGAUCAUAUCCUGGAGGUGGCCGUGAAGGGGAAAUUGAAGGAGGAGCAGAUGAUCAAGAAGCUUUUUGUAUUCAGUGAUAUGGAGUUCGACGAAGCUGCAUCCUCAAACCACCACAGGUAUGGAACUUAUGAACACGGAAGUAAAUCAUGGGAGACGGAUUACCAGGUGAUAGUGAGGAAAUUUACAGAAAAGGGUUACGGGAAUGCAAUCCCGCAGAUUGUGUUUUGGAAUCUCAGGGACUCUAAAGCCACGCCUGUUCCGGGGAGUCAACAGGGAGUGGCGCUCGUGAGUGGGUUUUCCAAGAAUCUGUUGAAGCUCUUCUUUGAGGGGGAUGGUGAUAUCAACCCGGAGCAAGUCAUGGAGGCGGCCAUCUCUGGCGAAGAGUAUCAGAAGCUGGUCAUCAUGGACUAAAUCAACCAUCUGGCCGUUGUGCAGGAAGCUAGUUUUAUUUUCCCUUUUUUAGAUUAAUAAUCUAUUACUUUGUACAAUACUUGGUAAUAAUAAUUGCAUUGCAUCUGUUUUGUCUAUUUAGCAACAAUGAAAGUAAAAAAUUAUUUAGAAAGGGCAGGCCAUAUAUUGCCAUUUGAGCAACCAAGGUACGUGCUUGUAAUUUAGAAAAUUUGUAGCUGACCAUGACUCUGGUUUGCAGCAGCACCUCUGCGUAACUUUGAUAGUAUGAAUCAGAAGAUUUAGCUAG